This is a messenger RNA of Anopheles marshallii, 2499 nucleotides long. Its product is annotated as mucin-2-like. The record is from RefSeq and is a predicted model, not a curated record. The transcript has a single exon. The coding region runs from base 1 to 2499 and encodes 832 amino acids. Lineage: Eukaryota; Metazoa; Arthropoda; Insecta; Diptera; Culicidae.
AUGGGUGCCUAUCCAACACAAACUCGUUGGGGUGGAACUAUACUGAUCGCGAUAGUGCUUAUUUUCAUUAUCAUAGUGCGUACAUCAACUGCGGCCGAUUCGAUUUGUGAGCGAAUAGACUUCAACGAUAUAAAUACGUGGAAAGUGCAACAGUGUUCAGGGCCAGUACGCGAGAUCUUUCGCCUGAGGGCAUACGCUUCGUCGCCAUUGUUUCGACCGUUUCGAGAGAGCGUUACCUAUUUCCUCUCGAACGAUGUGCGUGGCAUUAGCUGCACGGAAUCGAUAAACAGUUUCUACAUGAACGCUUUCACGGAGAUUCGAAUGAUUUAUCAGCUAAUGUUUAGAAGCCCUUGCUUACUAACGCUCAUGGUGUACGAUUUGGACAUGACGGAUCAGUACGGAGAGCCACUAUUAGCGCAGAAUUGGACAACACGCGCCCAAACAUCCACGUGGAGUUUAUUUGUGGGAAAGGUGGAACGAGAAAUAAGACGUGCAAGAAUACAGCUCCAGGCAGACAUGAGCGCAGAUGGAGAACUGGCGAUAGAGUAUAUAACAGUGUUUAAUCCUCUGGUGUUAGAAGAGUUCUGUAUGGUGUUAGAUGAGUUUUAUACAACUCCUGAACUAAGCACCAUAUCCAGCACCAGACCUACCACAAGGACAACUUCGAUUCCGUAUACAACCACGAGGCGAACCCGAAGUACUACUACAUCUACUACCAGAACAACGCCUACAACACCAGUCACUACUACUUUGCCACCUACUACUACAACUACUGCUACUCCUUCUUCCACUAGCACAUCAACUACUACCUUACCAACUACUACCACAACUACUGCUUCCCCUCCUAGCACUAUUACGUUUCCACCUACUAUUGCAACUACUACGACACCAUCUACUACUUCAACUAGUACUACGACGCCUUUAAUAACCACCACGACUUCAUCCACUACUACCUCCACUACGAUACCUUCUACCACUACCAUCGGGACGACUCCUUCCACCACUACUGCAACCCCUUUCUCUACUUACACGAUUUCGACCAUUUCUACUUCUACUUCAACUACUGCCUCUUCCACUACUACCACCACCACGACCCCAUCCACUACUACCACAACUACGACACCUUCUACUACUAUCAGUACAACAACUCCGUCGACUACUGUUAUUAUUACCUCUUCGACUAUUACUACUACCACGACCAUUCCUUCCACUACUAGGACUGCUUCUACUAAUUUAAUAACCACUUCUACUGUAACUCCUUCCACUGCGACCCCAGUUCGUACAACUACCACGAUACCGGUCACCACUACUACGUCUAACGUCAUUACCAACCCGAUGACAACAAUUACUACCUCAAGUAAGUCUCCUACUAGCUUCACAACAAUUAAUUCUUCUUUGACAAGCACAACUGCUUUCGUUACCUCAACAACACCGAUUACAUUUUUUACAACAAACCCCGCAGCUCCAAACACUACUACCACGUACAUGACCCCAUCGAUUAUAAAUACAACACUAUCGAACACCAAAUCACCUGAACCGACUUAUACCAGCACCACUGAAAUGUACACCACGACGAGAAGACGACGUACUAGUACGACUGCAGAGAAAUCAACGCCCACUUCUACUACUAUUACAAACUAUUCCGAUUUAACGCAAACGUUGCCAACAACCAGUGUUCCUAUGGUAUCAACAACAUCUACCACUACCACUGUAUCAAGUACACCGAAAACAACAACACCAACAACAUCCAUAAUACAAACAACAACAACAAAACCAACCAGUGGCUCCAUUACCAGCACAACAUCCACCGCUCUUCCUAUUACUUCCCUCACAUCUACCAGUGCAAUUCUUUCGAGUACAACGUCUACGCCGAUCAGUGCCAUCACGUCCACGACGUCCGCACUGCUCACGACCAGAAUAUCUAACCCACCAACACCCUGGAAUAUGUCCACCACGACAGAAACUAAUCCAACCAACAUUACGGACAAUCCUACGACAGACCCAUCAACAUUGCCUAUAGUGAACCUGCCGAAUGCAACGAUUGCACUAUGGAUAGCGCUAAGUGGUGUGUUUAUUGUUCUAUUCAUCCUUGCAUCGGCCGUCGCUCUAUAUAUCUACGUAUCGGGGGUUGAAAUUCACAACGCACUCGGUAGCAUGGGACAGUUUUUCACCUGCAGAAAACGUGACCAACCAGAAAGCAUUGAGGACCCUUACAGCACCCAGCAGUCGAACAAUUUUGAUCCGUUUGACUCGUUAUACGGGCAACAAUUACAGCAACAGCUCAAAAACAGACUGCGGCCAAAACACAACAGUAUCAGCAGCAUUAGCAACAACAGCAGUAAAGCUAUCCGUCAAAAGUAUCCCAAAUUUAACGUGGACCCUUACCAGCAAGCAUCAAUGGCGGGCACUGUAAAUGCAACAUCGCUAAACCAACCACGCUUCGAUCUGAUGGACGAUAUCGAUGUCAUCAAGUACAAAAAUAGACUAAAUAAACUGUAG